AUGGACGACGAGUUGGCUGCGGCAGAAAGAGCUCAGAGACUCAAUGAGAGGACGAAGGUUUUUCUGAUGAAAAAAUUUGUCGAGUCAGCAGAUCAGGAUGAACGGAAAAUGCGACGAGCUGAAGAAAUGUUUCCUGAUUUUUAAGAACAGGUUGGACAGAGCAAAGUCGUCUAGUACUAGUACUAUGUUGUCUCCAUUUAGAAUGAUACCGACUUCGCCUCCUUGAUUUGAUAGUACACUCCUUUCUUUUGUAGCGAAUCUGAGACAUAGUUUUCCACUUCUAAGUUGCUGUUUUUGACCAAACAACUGACGCCCAC
This is a messenger RNA of Amoebophrya sp. A25, 317 nucleotides long. NCBI's taxonomy places the organism in Eukaryota, Dinophyceae, Syndiniales, Amoebophryaceae. The record is from the annotation of a GenBank genome assembly.